Plasmodium gallinaceum is the source of this 855-nucleotide messenger RNA. RefSeq names its product conserved Plasmodium protein, unknown function. NCBI's taxonomy places the organism in Eukaryota, Apicomplexa, Aconoidasida, Haemosporida, Plasmodiidae. Bases 1 to 855 code for a protein of 284 amino acids. The transcript has a single exon. The record is from RefSeq and is a predicted model, not a curated record.
AUGACAUUAAAAAAAUUUACCUUAUUAAGUUUUGUUUUAAUAGUAGCUUUUCUACAUAAACAAUUAAAAAAUGAUUUUUUUUUAUUUAAGUUUUUUAAAGUUAAUAGUGUAAUAGUAGGAAAAACGGCAAAUGACUAUGCGUUAAAUGAAGCAAUAAGUACUAUUUUAAAACAUGCACCUGAAGAAAAUGAAACGGAAAUUUAUGAUAAUAUUAACAAAGUAAUGAGUGAAGCAUAUAAUAAUUUUAACACAAGAAAAAUAUUAAUAAGAAUAUCUUAUUUAAUUGAAAAUGGGAAGUUAGAUUAUUUAUGUGAUAAAAAUUAUUUAAAAAUUAUAUUAGGAAUUCCUCAAAUAAUAUCAAGUGCUGAAUUAUUAGAAGAUUUGAAACUAUAUAAAUUAAAAAAAUUAAUAGAAAAUAUUGUAAAUUCUUUAGUUAUUUGUAAACCUAAAGAUUUUAAAAGAAAAUUUUAUUUAGAAUCAGGUGGGUGUCAAUCAGAUUCAGACAAGGCUAUCAUUUUUGAUAAUGGAAAAUUAAAAAAAAGAAAUAGUUUACAAUUAAAACCAAAAAAUAAAUUUUUUAGCAUACUGCUAAAAUGUUCAGUUGAUAACCUUGGUUCUGGAGAUAAAACGAUGGUAUGCGUUAAAGAGGAAUUAUCUAAAGAAAAUUUGAAAAUUUCGGAAAGUUGCUCAAACUGUUUUAAAGAUUCAGUUGAUUGUGGUAAAUCAAAUUGUUGGUUAUCAUGCUUAUUUAGUGAUCCUUGUGGAGAUAAUUGUUUUCAUUGUGGUGUUAAUUAUUGUAAAAAAGAUUUAAUUAGUUGCACUGGUUUAAAAAAUUUACCAGAUGCAUGCAUAUAA